AAAAACACUCAGCCUAGACGUUUAAAAAGCGAACGCCGGCCGACGGGCCAAGCACAGUUUUUUCACGAUGAUAUACAGAACGAUCAUACUUUACGUCGCCGUCCAGUCGGUCGUCGUCGCGUCGCCGACCGCCAGCCAACACAGCGAAUUGAUGAUCGGAACGUUUCACCACCCGACGCAGGCAUCUAAAGCUCGUGGCAUACCGGAAAUGGGUAAACUUCCCAAGACGUCGGCCUCAUCGAAAAAGCUUCCGGCCGGAGGAACCGUCAAAUUCACUACUACUGGAAAUAAUCGCUCAUUACGCAACAGUCAUAUUUCCGCCAAAGACGGGUAUCAACUGUCUAAGCCACAUUCAAACCAUAUUCGCUUGGAAGAUUUGCACCAGAAAUCACGGCCGCAGAUAUCGAACGACGAAAGGGCUGAGAAGGUUAACUCAGACUUGGAGAAAAUGAUACAGUUCAUGACAGUGCUGGGCCAAGUCGACCGGUAUUUGUCGGCCAGAGCCAAGUCAUUUAUUAGCACGCUUGGCCGAGCAAUGGACAACAGUCUUGACGAUCGUCAAUUUUACAACGAUAAAGAAAUGUCGUCUUACGAUUAUUGAAUAUUUAUUAUUUUAAUUAUAUUUUGCAUGUUCUAUAUUUA
Molecule: messenger RNA, 642 nt
Organism: Sipha flava (yellow sugarcane aphid)
Lineage: Eukaryota; Metazoa; Arthropoda; Insecta; Hemiptera; Aphididae
Exons: 3
Coding region: 68-601 (177 amino acids)
Source: RefSeq, a predicted model, not a curated record